Messenger RNA from Passer montanus (Eurasian tree sparrow), 7265 nucleotides. It is a transcript of the gene PRKCZ, whose product is annotated as protein kinase C zeta. The record is from RefSeq and is a predicted model, not a curated record. The transcript has 15 exons. Lineage: Eukaryota; Metazoa; Chordata; Aves; Passeriformes; Passeridae. Gene Ontology annotation, molecular function: ATP binding; protein binding; protein serine/threonine kinase activity. Gene Ontology annotation, biological process: protein phosphorylation. Bases 3559 to 4788 code for a protein of 409 amino acids.
GCUAAACUUCUUUUUUGGUCACAUGGAAAAGAAAUAUAUUAAAGGAUUUUCAUAAUCUAGUGCUACAUACGUGUGUUUCUGUUUUGUUUUCUUAAAAGAAUGCAAAAUGUUUUACAUUUUGUUAACAGACACAUUGCAUAAAUCAGUGUUGUAGCAGUGUUUUACUGUUUUUGAGGAUUAAUGCUGGUUUUUGGUGUUGAUACUUUCAAAGGAAGAUACAACAGGAUUUUAGAUGCCUAUUUGAAUGUAGGCCUUGGCUUUUUUUGUGGUUCUUUUGGUUUUUUAACUUUCAGGGAAAAGAAAUUAUGUGCUCAAGAGGGAGAUAGGCCAUUUUUAUAAAAAGGUUAUUAAUCUCUAUAAAAAUAAUCCUGUGAGAGGUAGAUAAACCUCCAGAGGAAGGACACAUAAUUGAUAUGGUUUACCUGUAUUUAUAAUAACCUGAACUGCACAGGGAUAAAAGGAUUAAAUAGCUGUAUAGUCAGUUCUCAUUACAGAGGGAUGGCAUCAGGACUUCAUAUCUUGGUAAAUGUUAUGGAAAGGAAUGGGAAUAAUUGGGUGCCAAAGGUACCAGAUGAUGCUUGGCUGCUCACAGGAGUGUCAAGAAAAGCUAACUGAGGAAUUUGAAGGACCUUUGCUCUUCUCUUUGAGAAAUAUGAGAGGAGAUAAAACUAAUUGCUGAUAAGAGCAAGUAAUACAUACUAGGAGAAAAGUACUUGGUUGAUCAGGAUUUACACUGCCAGACUGGCUCAAGAUGAGUAGUGCUGUGGUAAUAGUUGUGAGUGCUGCUUUUAAUCAGAGGAAUUAUGCUAAUAAGUUAUCUAUUGAGAACUUCUGUGAGGAUGGAGAAAGGUGAAAUAAAUACCAAAAAGUUAUAGUUCAAAUAUGAUUUUCUACAUUGUAGUACAUCUAACUACAGUAGAUGAAAGGUUAACUGCAAAAACCAGGUAAGUUUUCAUGUUGACUAGGUUAUUAAAAUUGUCUUUUAGAAAGGAAGAAAAGAAAGUAAAUGUACAACAUUAAUUCCUCUAAUUUUCUGAGCAAGGACAGCAGAUAAAGGCUCUUCUACUAUGAUUAGAAGAGUUAAAGAAAUUAUCCCUGAGACACCUAAUUUAAUGAACUCAUUAAAGGUGUAGAUAUUCUAAUAGAAAAGUUUUUUGUGUUAAUUUGUUUGAAGUUUUAGUUCUCUCAAGCCACGAGAUGAGCUGCAGAAAGCACAGCUGAGUGUGGCUCAGCUGACCUGGUUAUUGUGUCUGUAGGGUAUUUCUCCCUCUAUGGCUUUACAGGUCACGUUGAAUCACACUCAGAUUGUUUAAAAAUCCUGUUUAGUUGGAUGUGCUUCAUAAGGGAUCUCUGGUCAGGUUUCUCAUGGUUUCAUGAAUUAAUUUGAUGCACAUUACCUCUGCAUCUGUGGGGCCUGCAUGGAAAUUGGGCCUUGUGGCCAAGGUAUAAAUAUUUUUUGCAACAGAGCUAUUAAAUUGUAUUUAAAUUAUAAUUUAGCAUAGACUAAUACAUUGAGUAUUGUUGCUUGUUAGCUAAAGGCCCACAGCAAACAUCUGCAUUGCACUUGGGACUGUAAGGAAAUGUUACUGGUGCUGGUGAUACAGUUUAUUUAUUUAUUAAGGGACUGUUUAUUUUGUCAGGACUGAAAUAUUUGCUUUGCUUCAGAAAAUAUUAAUCCUCUCAAUUUCUUACUUUGUGUCUUUAUCACUGUAGUUAUGUUCAUAGGAAAUCCCUUUAAAAGUGAGAAUAUUAUGUAAUACAUGGAUAUGUUUUCUGGAGUAUCAUGUUUGCACUAUAAAGGAGCUUAUGAGUUUGCCUCAGGUUUUUUCCAGAGACAAAUAAUAAGCAGUGAAGUAGUUGGUCUAUCCAAAAUGAGCUUCUACUUAAAUUAGCAGAUCUAAGUGUGGAUUGCUGGUUUGUUACAGAACUACAGACAGUUUGAAAUGGAGUUUUUAAAUAAAACUAUUCAAUUGUGAAAUAAUUGCAUUUCCAAUCUGUUGCUCAGAUGUCUCCAUGUUAGGUCACGGAGUGGCUCUUUCCAAUAGUUUGUGGUCUUCUGAAGUGCAAAUCUCUGUUUCUGUAGGAUUGUAGGGUUUUUCUUUCCAGCUCCUGCAGAACAAUAAUUCUUCGGAAGAAGAGUGCAGGAAUACAGACUGGAAGGUUUGCAUUUAUGUUGAAAUUUAAUGAUAGAGUUGCUCCCUAUCCUCACCUCUGUUAAAUUGAUAUGGUUUUGAGAUUGUACUAGCCAGCAAAGCUUGAAAUAAAAGCCUGUAAUCCAUUAAUGAAAUAAACCACAUGCCUAAUAUUUCAAUUCCAUUUGCAUGACUUAAGGGAAGUUAUUUCUGUGCUUGAAGAACCUUUGUUCUUAUACUGAUGUGGUGCUGUCUGUGAGACAGAAUUUGCACAGUCUCCAGCAUCUGCAUUUGUAUUGUCUCUGUAUUCCUUUGCUCCUGAAUUUCUGUGCUUGUUGUUGGAGGCAGCCCCAGCUCCCAGUGUAAGUGCACAGCUGUGGUUCCAAGCAGCCCCUGUCCCUGAGCUGGCUGUGCUGGCAGUGCUGCUGUGAGGUGACAGCGUUGCUGAAGCAUCUCCCAUCCCUUCCCAGACACUGAAUGUGACCCCUCCCGGGCGUUCCCAGCAUCUGCUGGACUGGAGCCUUGGGUGCUCCAUCAGUGUUUCCUGAUAAAGAUGGCAGACUUUUAGACCAGUCUUGCAUUUCACUUUUACUUUUUCAGUAGAUGAGCAGUUCUUUCAGAAUGGAAUAAACAAGGUUGUUUCAGAGGCAUUUGGUGUGUUCUCUCCUGUGCCUCGAGGUGCCAGCGCUCCUGACAGCGUGUGUGGAUCCCAGCAGCUGAUUGGCAGCUUUAUAACUUAGUUAUUGGAGUCUGAGCUUAUUUACCCUGACAGAUCUUGAUCUGAUUUAUCACUCUUGGUGCUGCAGUGCAUUGUGUAACACAGCACGUCCAGCUGAACAAUUCCCAUCGAUUUGUAGGACUUCCCUAACGGAAUUGCUGGCUUUAUCAGAGAAAUACUUGUUUUGGUGACAUCAGCUCCUUGACAUCCAUGCCAUGUUUUAGUUGUGCCUCAGCUGCUAGCUACAGCCUCUCAAGGGAGCCAGUACCACCCGUGCCUGGAUACAUGAGGCAGAGAUGUGAAAGGGAGAGACGGGGGUAACCAGUCUUCCAUUAAAUAUUUGCUCUUAAUGUUCGAGCUGAUCCUGCCUAUUGUCCUUGGUGUCUAAUGGUAUUCACACAGCGGCAUCCGUGGAAUAAAGGGAAAAUGUUUCAUUUCAUACCUACUACAUUGUAAAGAAUUCCAUGCUGAAGAGGCUAAAGAAUAAAACCCAAAUCCAUCUACCGCCGGGGAGCCCGAAGAUGGAGGAAGCUGUACCGAGUGAAUGGGCAUUUGUUUCAAGCCAAACGUUUUAACAGAAGAGCGUACUGUGGCCAGUGCAGUGAAAGGAUAUGGGGGCUCGCAAGGCAAGGCUACAAGUGUAUCAACUGCAAGCUGUUGGUCCAUAAACGUUGUCACAUCCUUGUCCCACUGACCUGCAAAAGGCAUAUGGAUUCGGUCAUGCCUUCCCAGGAACCUCGCUUGGAUGACAAAAACGAUGAGGCUGAUCUCCCUUCAGAAGACACUGAUGGAAUUCCCUACAUUCCUUCAAACCGGAAACAUGACACCAUUAAAGAUGACUCUGAGGAUCUCAAACCAGUCAUUGAUGGAAUGGAUGGAAUUAAGAUUUCUCAGGGGCUUGGACUCCAGGACUUUGAUUUAAUCCGAGUCAUUGGCCGUGGAAGUUAUGCCAAAGUUCUUCUGGUUCGGUUAAAAAAGAAUGAUCAGAUCUAUGCUAUGAAAGUAGUGAAAAAAGAACUGGUCCAUGAUGAUGAGGAUAUUGAUUGGGUACAGACAGAGAAACAUGUCUUUGAACAGGCAUCCAGUAACCCAUUCCUAGUUGGUUUACAUUCAUGCUUUCAAACAACAAGUCGGUUGUUCCUUGUCAUAGAGUAUGUGAAUGGGGGAGACCUCAUGUUCCACAUGCAGCGGCAGAGGAAACUUCCUGAGGAGCACGCAAGGUUUUAUGCUGCUGAAAUUUGUAUUGCUCUAAACUUCCUGCAUGAAAGAGGCAUCAUCUACAGAGAUUUAAAACUGGACAAUGUUCUCUUAGAUGCAGAGGGUCAUAUCAAAUUAACAGAUUAUGGCAUGUGCAAGGAAGGUUUGGGCCCAGGUGACACUACAAGCACUUUCUGUGGGACACCAAAUUACAUUGCACCAGAGAUCCUCAGAGGAGAAGAAUAUGGGUUCAGUGUGGACUGGUGGGCACUGGGGGUGCUGAUGUUCGAGAUGAUGGCCGGGCGCUCCCCGUUCGACAUCAUCACUGACAAUCCAGACAUGAACACUGAAGAUUACCUCUUCCAAGUUAUUCUGGAGAAGCCAAUCCGGAUUCCAAGGUUUCUUUCUGUCAAGGCUUCCCAUGUGUUAAAAGGAUUUUUAAACAAGGAUCCCAAAGAAAGGCUUGGCUGUCAGCCCCAGACAGGAUUUGCUGAUAUCAAGUCUCACACGUUUUUCCGCAGCAUAGACUGGGAUCUGCUGGAGAAGAAGCAGACGACGCCGCCGUUCCAGCCGCAGAUCACGGACGAUUACGGCUUGGACAACUUCGACACGCAGUUCACCAGCGAGCCCGUGCAGCUCACCCCAGAUGAUGAAGAUAUAAUAAAGCGAAUAGAUCAGUCAGAAUUUGAAGGAUUUGAAUAUAUUAAUCCAUUGUUGCUGUCAACAGAAGAAACAGUAUGAAGGAAUGACCUCGUUGGGGACAGUGUGAAUGACAUUAAUUUAUCCUUAAUACAGUAUAUGCAUGCGAGGCUGGGGACUGGUCACUCUGGAUGGAGACCAAUGAUCUAAAAACAAAUUUGCUGCUGAAAAUCAAAGAAGAGAAUUAUGAUUUUGGUGGGUGUCCUCUGCCACUUAGUGAUUCUUAAGUUCUGGGCACUGACACAACUGGCUUCAUUAAUGAAGGAAUUUGCAUUUUGUGCCUGUUUCAUGAAGGAUUGAAACGUUCAUUGCAUCCCUGCAAAAGGAGAUCAUGAGAAACUUUGAGAUCCACACACUUUCUACAAACAUUUGAUGCAGUGAGCUCCCAGUUGAAGAGUAUUACAGUGUAACAUCCUGAAGAAUAAAAUAUAUUACAGUGGUGUUGAAGCUUAUUUUUGAUGCCUUUUUUCACAAGUGGUACCUGUCUAAACAUCUCAGAUAUAUUUAAAAGGAGUUGUGUUUUAUUAGCAAUCAAAACAUAAAUUUGGGUACAAGAUUUAAGUGCCUAAAUGGAUAAACUGCAUUGAAGGAUUAUUGCAUAUUUGGGACGUUCUUACACCUGGUAAGUUCUGCUUGUUAAUAUUAAGUAAAAUUCCAUCUGAAACAUACAGUUCACAGCUGCAGCCUGAUGUUUAGUUGCAUUUUUACAGAAUUUGGAAUGCAGAGUGACUCAGUGAGAUCAAUUCCAAAUUAGAAUUUACGGUAUCAAUUAUAGAAUCUGUUGUCUUAAACUCCAAAUUUACCAAAAUGUAGAGAUUGAAGAAAACUAAAUUUGCACACAAAGGAUUUCUGAACAUACUUAAGCAGUGCCUACACCUACAAUGAUAUUGUGUUGUAUAUUAGAUUUUUGAAAAGUAUUUUUAUCAACAAUACAAAUAUUCAGAUGUAGAGCAAAAGCAUAGUAAAGCAUAGCCUUAAAGUAGUAAAUCUAGAAUAACCAUAAGAUAAAAUCCACUUUCCUGAUAAAGCACACCUCCUGCUUAUGAUAAACUGUCUGCUUACAGUUGCUCAGUGUGCAUUAAUAACUAAUCAUUCUGCAGCAGAGAAUGGGAUCUUUCAGCGAAACGAUUUGCAUCAAAGCAGUACAAUUCUUUUCAAAGCAGAAAAACAAAUACCUAAGAAAUUGGAAGAAGCAAAAGACAACUGUGGAAUCCCUUCUGGUGGGAGCUGGGGGUGCCAGGGGCAGGGGAGGACCCUGGGCCAGCAGAGGCUCCAGGGCUGCUGUGGGAAGGGAGAGCAAACCCUGUGCUGGCAUCUCACCUGACUGGGUGUAAAACACAGGAGAAAUUGUGACACUUUCACUUUCUUUACAUUAACCUAUGGUUUUCUCAGGGUACAGCAUUGCAUUAGGUGCUGAACAUGACAUCUUUGGGAUUCACAUCCAAGUCAUGAGGUGCUAGGACCAGACUGCCAAAACAUUGUUUGAAAUAGUCAAUUAAUCAUUGAUUAACGAUCUAGGUUUUGUAUCCCCUCCUUAGCCACAAUUAUGCAGACCUGUGGUUGUUUAGUUCUAUGAAUCCCAUUCAGGUUUCACUUGUGGGUUUCUCUGUUGGACUGUAGCUUUUCAUAUUCAGCAAAAUGUGUUUUAAUCAACACUAAAUAAUUUAACUAGUCAAAAGUACUUGCCUCAAAUGCCUGGACUUUAGAUACUUUAUUAUCUACUAAAGGCAACAUUACCUUUUAAAUGUAAUCUGACAUUUUUUAAUUGCUCCUUUUUCCCCUUUUCCCUCUUAUUUUAUUUCCCAAAUAAUUUCCUUUUCAGUGUUUUGAACUCCCCUGGUACUAAAGCUAAUCAGUAGUGAUCAGAGUGACUGCAGGCAGCUCAUGAAUGGAACUGUGACAGGUUCAGCUGUCCUUUGACAUGCCAGGGCAUGGAACUUUAAACUGGAAAUAUUAGAAAUGUGGGUUGGGGUUUUUUUUAACCUUUUUUUCCAGGUUUCAGAACAUUUUGGGAGGGAGGGAAGGAAGAAUAGAAAGACACAUUUUGCUAAUCAAACAUUGUAAAGACUAUUUGAUUUUUAUUUAAGAAUUUACAGGCAUUUACAAUGUUGCUGUGUUGCCAAAUAGUUUGCUGGGUACAAGUUUGGUUGCUCAUGUGCAAGUGUUUGAAUAAUGUUCUGUUCAUGAUGAAGGGGAAAUUUUUUAUAUAAAGUACUUGUUUUAUAAAUAAAAGAAAAUGAAGGAUGUAAUUAAAUGUGUGGUUUGGAAAAAAAAAUCCUAAUAUAUUACAAAUGGAUCUGGUAAUGAUAUAUAGUUGUCUUAUUUGAAAUAGUAAAUGAAAAUUCUAGCUAAUUUAAUGAUUGUAAAACAGUAAAUAUGUUCUUGUAGUUUUGUAUAAUUAAUUAGUUGGGAUCUUUGCUGACCAGUUUUAAUUGUGCAGAAGAUGGUAUACUAAUCCAUAACAGCUGAGAUCAUUUAUAUUCUUGCACAUCUAUUAAAGACUUUAAUGAAAAAGUUAA